AUGGCGGGUUACGGGAAGCAAAUUCUCGUACGGGACGUGUUUUUAUGGUCCAUAUCUGCCAUCUAUCUCUUUGCGUUUUCCUCUCUCUACAUACAGAUACCAGGUAGAUUUGAUUUGAAACUGUUCAUUUUUCUAGCGUAAAGGUUUGUGAAGUGUUUUUGUCGAUCUAUCUUGUAUGCAGGUCUCUAUGGACAGAACGGCGUCCUCCCUGCUAAGCUUACGCUAAGGGAAGGUGAGAUAUGUAGUACUUGUCGAUGUUUUUGGUCGUUCAGGUAAAGAUUAUAGCAAGGAUGCUACCUUCUUUCGUUUAGGGGGAGUGUUAACGACUCCCUUAUCAUUUUAAUUUACCACGCGCCAAAAUCACUGAAUGGGCUAUUGUUUUAAUUUGUUUUGAUUCAUGUUAAGCGAUCAUUUAAAUACACGUGGUAUUUGGUUAAGCGUCAAUGUAUAUUUUUUAUGUAUUUUUGAGUUUGCUGUCUUGUCAAAGAAGUAUUAGGAAAGGAAUACGCACAGCCCCACAUUUCAUUAUGCAUACGGUUAUUGGAUAAAUAAAACAAUGGAUUGCCUUUAGGACUACGGAAUGGUAUCGGGUUCUUCAGAAAUCUUUCCAGUCUCAGUCUAAUAAGUGCUUAAUUAACCCUUUAACACUCAGAAGUGACUAACAUUCGUAACUUUUUCCUUGAUUCCAAUAUUUUAUCUUGCAAACGUUUUCUUGGUUUUAAAAAUAGAGAAGCCUUUCAGCCAGAGGGUGUAAUCGUGUUAUAACACUUAGUUCUCCAAUCUAAUUUAUUAGGAAAUGUAUGGUAGUAAUUAGGGAGAAUUACCAAAUGCAUCUUGGGAGUGAAAGGGUUUAUUUGGCCAUAGCUGAUCAUGGCACAGAGGAAGGGAAGCCUGCAAACUACCUAAUACUUUCACAUGGGUGAUCCUGGCCAAAAGUUACACAACACAAAUUACAAUUAUUUUGAAAUUCAAAUCAUCAGGAUUUUCCUUAUGCUCUGCAAAAAUUGUUUUAGUAUGGUAAAAGUAGAAAAGUGUGUUACGAUGUGAGUGAACAUUUAUUGAAUAGAUAAUAGGAGUAAAACAAGGGCUUAAUGUUAUGAUGUGUUAAAUUAGAUCUAGAGUUUAAGAUCAAUUUUAAGCUGUAAAUUAAUAUCUUUAGUAAGCCAAUCAGUGGAAGAAAAUUUCUGGCACAAGCCCACCCUGUUGUGGUUCACGCCAAGGCUGGGACUGAAUACAGAAACAGGAAUGGAAUUGUUAUGUUUGACUGGAAUGCUUCUCUCUCUGUUGGCCAUGGCACUGAAGUCCUGGAGGGACUCUAUCAUCUUCUUUGUUCUGUGGUUUCUUUACUACUCUUUAUAUCAGGUAAAACAAAGUGUUUGCUGGAAGGCUGUUUGUUAUGGGAGACUGUCCUUCCCUUACAACAAUUCCAUUGAUUGUGAGAUGACUUUUAAUGAUGGUUCUUUCUUUUAGUUUUUAUUUUAUGCCUCCUUGUGAAUUGAUGAUUUUACAAUUAUACCAACUAUCUUACAACUUUGUCUAUUCUCAUGAUUAGUUUAAUGGGGGAUAUUGUGAUAAAGGAUAUAGUUAUUUGGGUCAACAAAGACAUACUAUACAUGUAUUGUUUUCUCUGAAAAAUUAGAAACUCAUUUCUUUCAAAUUUAGGUUGGACAAACAUUUGUCUACUUUCAGUGGUAAGUUACAUUCAGAUCUUCAACAUACCUUCUGUUGCCACCAAAAAUUAUAUUGACGUUAUUCAUUUUAAAUUUGUAUUUUUUUCUCCAUCACAUUUUCAUUAGUUCUUUUGUUUUAAAGUGCAAUAAUUUCUUUGCUAUUCUGUUACUUUUUUCUGCAUAAUUUCUCUUUCUUUUUAUCAUGCAUGUAAAAACCUUACGAUAAAUUGUAUCCAUUUGGCUUUAUUAUUUAACUGUGUUGGAUCAUGUUUCUCAAUCGCUUUAAAUCAUUUUAUAUUGUGUUAAACCAGGCAUUUGUCCUCAGAUCUGGUACAACAUUUCUAAGUGUCUUUGUUGUCCUUUAUAUCGUUUUCUUGUUUGUCCAUUUCUUUGCAUAUAAUUGUAGUAACUAAUGUAAUAAUGUUUUAGUAACCACUUCAAUUGUUCACUUUGCUUCAAUUUUUCAGUUGGUUUUGUUUUGUUUGGACACAUUCAAGUAGUUUUGGCUAUCACACUUUCAGUAGAUUUAUCAGAGAAAAAGUUUGCAGUGGCAUUGUUUUAUUUCCAGCUGAUUAUUUACCAACACUUGCAUGUAGUUUGUACGUCAAUGAAAGUCAGCCCUGAUUGUUAGAUAGCUUGUCAAUAUGCUGUUGCUUUUGUUGAAGGUGUUCUAUUCAUGAAUUUUUGUUCCUUUUUUUAGGGAUAUUCUGCUUAUGGAAACUGGAUUUUUGACAAUUCUGGUAUCUCCUCUCAAUAUAUUCAAAUCCAAGGAUAACAAGUAGGUAGUGUUGAAUUUACAUGUUUGUCUAAAACUUAACUUUAAGUUUACCCUUAACCCUUUAACCUCUAAGAGUGAAUGGCAUCUAACUUCUUCUUACAAUAUCACACCAAAAACACGCAUUAAGGCCAUGAGAAUAAAGGAAAUGAUCACCAACUACUGAAGCUCCUGAUUGUCAAAUAAGUUCUCCAUGUCAGCACCUAAGGAACUGUAUAAAGAACAGUAAAGAGAAUGUGCAAACUGAUUUUAGGUUGUAAAGCUAAUAAAAUACUCAAAUGGUCAAAGCUGAUAUUUGUCAAUUGUUUCAGAUCUCAGCGUCACCAUGAUAACAUCACACUGUGGUUAGUGAAGUGGCUGGCAUUCAGACUUAUGUUUUGUUCUGGAGUUGUUAAGUUGUCAAGCAGAUGUCCAACAUGGUGGGGGCUUACUGCUCUUGACUGGCAUUAUGAGUCACAGGUGUGCUGGACAUUCUCAUGAUGCACUUAGUAUAAGUAGUAAAUCAAUGUACAUGAAAAAAUUAUGUCUGUCUGAUUGGCUAAAAACGAUUACAUUUUUCAUGUAACAGGAGUGUAAAGUCGUAAUGCAAGGUCAAAGUUGUAUCACUAGUGUAAAUUUCAAAUAACGCAUGCACUGCAAAAUUUUGUUCAUUUUGACUUUCUGUGAUGCUUGUGCAAUGUUUUUGUCUUUAUGAGUGCUUAUUAUACCAAAUUGCAAGAGAAAUCAUGUUAUUACUUGUUAGUAAUGUACAUGAGGAAACAUCACAGAAAUUCUAGAUAGACAAAAUUUUAAAAGUGUAGGUGUAAUUUGUAAUUUGCACUUCUCUUACAACUAUACUUGUGUUGCAACUUUGCACUUUUGUUACAACUUUGCACUUGUGUUACAUGUGAGUAUUCUCAUUACUUGUUUGCUGGAAAAUUUAAGGUUAUUUUGGGAGAAGUUACACAUUAAUCACUUCUGGAAGUUACAGUGUUAAGCACAAGUGUGGUCUUAUUUAUUUUAUGAAGAAGAAUAUUCAGUUGGAGAUUAUAUUAAAAGAUGUACUAUUUCCAUCAUCAAGUUAAAGGAACUUUCCCUUUCUCUAACAUGGAGAAUUAUCUGUGUUAACUGGAAAAAAAAUUAUGGCUUCCAUAAUGUCCCUGUGCCACACCCAAUUCCUAAGUGUAGGGAAAGAAUAGAAUUCAAAUGCUCAGCAUAUGAGGGGGUCAUCCCAUGGGCUUUACAUUUAUAGGUGCACAAACAUUUUGCCCUCUAUAUGUGAGCAAUUUAGAACUAUCCUGAAUAUAGAAAAAAAUGUUAAUUGAUAAGAGCCUAUUUGAAGCAACUGUUGAAGUAAAUCUCCUUUUUUUUGGGUUCGCUUAGUGCAGUGUGAGUGGGUAAGUUGAUAAGCCUUCUGAAAAAGCAAGAUGCUAGUCCAAAAUUUUAAUUGUAUAUUUGAACUGUUUGUUUGUUUGUUUUUUUUUUUGUUUCAGUGCAUUCCCACUCCACUGGCCUGGUAUGCCCAUCAGCUUCCAAAAUGGUUUCAGAAGCUUAGCAUUGUCUUAACGUGAGUAGCAUCUGUAUAUAAUAACAUAGUUUCCUCAUACAUAACAUCACAGUACUAUUGUUUUCCGAUAAUAUUAUAUUUGGUUCCUUUUCUUUAUAGUUUCAGUGUUAGACAUCAGAGAAGUGUUACUGGUUGCUUUGUAGACCACAUAUUAACCCUUUACACCCUAACAUCAGUAUCCAUAUUCUGUAUACUCUUCUCUAUAUGCAUCUUCUGGUACUGACAAGGAGAAUUCACUUGAAGAUCAAAGCUUCUUAGGUUGGCAAUCAUUUCCUAUAUUUGCAUGAUCUUAAUAAAUAGUUCAGCAGUAUUUCAGUAACGAGAAAGUAGAUGCUGGUCUCUCUUAGGGUUAAAAGGGUUAGAAAUGUGUUAAGAUGGUUCCAUAAAAAAAGCCAAAGAAAGAUUUUCAAAGGGAAAAAAUAUUGGCAAAAAUUUGACCCCUCUAUUGAAUCUAAAUGUAUCUUCUAAAACAGGCUUUUUGAAUUCUUAAAUGGAAUACUCCUAUCACAUUAAUUUCAUACCAUUAUUAUUACUUGACUUAAUGUUGAAAUCCUUUUUUUUAAUUUAAUUUUUACAAUUUUAAAGGGUAACAUUACUUAGAAUUACAUUAGAAUCUUGGGAAGUUUUCAAUCAGUUGCAGAAGCUUUCAGUCAUUGGUGUACUGAAACAUUAACACGCCAAUGAUGUUAUCCGUGGCGCGUUAUUGUUUUGGUGUAACUAUGUCAUCAACCAAAGAUAGAGAAUAAAGUUGCAAUAGUGUAGGUGAGACUUCACCAGCUCACAUAACUAAUGUGCAAAAAUGUAAAGGUAUGCUGAUCAUGCAACUUAAUUCAAUUCUGAAAUCAGUUUCCUUCAAACUGACCAUUUCAUAGUAGUAACUACUUACCACACACCACACCUCAUUGUGUAAUGGUAAUAGGCCUGAUUAGAGUCCAAUUCAGUCUGUAAUAGUAUUAUACAUGUGAUAAACAAACUUGGGGGACCACAAAAGGGCAGUAAGUUUAGUAAAAGUAAGAUUAUUGAAUAAUUAAAAUAAAAACAUGCGCAUUAGCUUAGUCAACUGAAACCUAAGAAUUCAUUAGGACUUAAAUAAGAUCAUAUGAAGCUUGAUUGAAGUAUUUGAAACACAUUAACCUAGAUAUUGAAAUGAUGCCAAAAUUGCUGAGUAGAGAUGUGGGUAUUAUCACAUUGGCUCGCUCUCAAAUGGCUAAUGCUCAAAACUUCAGUUUAAAAACUCUUUACAGUGGCCAAAUUACAGUUUGGACUCAAUUGAUAAACCCAAAUUAUCUUUUUAUACCCACAACUGAUGCAACACCACAUAUUUUCAUGUUGGUUUGUGGCACAUGUGGUGAACAAGAUGAAAUUUAGCUACCUGCAAAUGUACUAACAGUUCACGAUGGUGCUAUAUAGCAGCACCAAAGUAAACUAAGACAGGCAUUUUACUCGGCAUUUGUUUUUCUUUUUUUCCAUUUCUUUGAGAGGAUUAUAUUUAUUUUGUUUUACCAUUUUCUCCAAUACUUUUUUUUUCAUUAUUCUCGAUUUUCCUCCUGUUUCUUUUAUUUCAGAUAUGUUAUUUUAAUGGCACUUUCUUGGUUGUUUUUUGUUCCUGUUCGAUCCCUGAGAAUAUUUUCAUUUUAUUCACAGGUAAUUAUGGUUUGGCAGUUUUUCUUUUUUCACCUCAGUUGUAAUGGUGACUUCAAAUUAAUUUCUGUUAGGUUCAUUAUUUCCUCAACAACCUGAUCCUUGUUGCCUAAGAGAUUUUAUAAAAAGCCGGUCACCAAGACUGCUACCUGUAAGACCUCCCACUGCUAUUUGUUCAGCAGGCAAACUGGCUUUUGUGUUUGUAUUGCACCCAACAAUACAGCUGCCUAUGACACCGUCUGCAGCCGCUCUCGGAGAAAUUUAUUGAAACCCUGCAUAAUGAUGCAAAACAGGGGAGUGUGGAGGAGGCUCUUUACUUUUCUUUUAUGUCAUCAGAGACAAACGAAAGCUUUUCAAUGCAUGAUCAUUCAAUAUCUAUGAACAAACUAAUGAAAGAACUUUUCAAUGUAUGUUUCAUUGUUUAAUGAAAGCCACAUACUUAAAUUCCAACUGUAGUUAUUCCCAAGUCCUUUACAGGUGUUGAUGUUACAACAUUGUUUCUCUGUUGUUUAUUUAGAUAUUCUUUCAAGUUCUGAUUAUUCUUACUGGCAACUACAACUUCUUCAACCUACUGGCAAUUUCAUUAUUGUUGCCAAUUCUUGAUGACGAGCAUCUGGUCACAAUUCUACCAUCUUGGCUUGGUAAGAAGACUUGAGAAUCCUUUGCUAGGUUUAUUUGUGUUAUGUUUUUACCAUUAUUUACAUAAUUUGAUUUCCUUCUACAGUUGAAAGAUCCACCAUUCACAAACCAGCUCAGAAAAGCAAAAUUGUGAAGGUGCUAGGGAGAAUUGCCUCAUUUUCAACAAUAGCAGUCAUAAGUUAUGGGAUGGUCAGGCUCUUUGCUUUAGAGCUUUCUUCUAAAAGCAUUGUCAAGGCCAAGAUAAGUAAGUAGCAAAUUUUAUCAAUUUUUUGGCCCUCUCAAAUCUUCCUUUUUAACCCUUUAACCCCUAAGAGUGACUUGCAUCUAAUUUCUCCCUACAAUAUCACCCCUGAGGCACACAUGAAGGUCACGAGAAUAAAGGAAAUGAUCAGCAGCUUAAAGAAGCUAUUGAUUUUUAAGCAAGUUCUCCUUGUCAGUAAGUUAAAAAUGUGUAGAGAACAGUUUGGAGAAUAUGCAUACUGAUGUUAGGGUGUAAAGGGUUAACUUAAAAGUAGGUGAGGGGUAGGUUAACAUUCUACAUUUAGCUAUUACCCACUUUCCAUUUGAUGAAUGAAGCCUGUCUGUCAAUCAAACUUUCUACUGGCUAACAUUGUCUGCUUCAUUUUGCGUAUAGCAUUCUCUCAGAAUCAAUUCUUCAAGGCAGUGGAUCAAGCAGUGCCAGUUACCAUAUGGCUUGGUGUCUUAUCGUUGAGUGUUGAGAUUAUUGCAUCAGUGUCAGGGUAAGCUUAACCCUUAAAUUACCAUGAUCUGAUUGUUAAUUCUCCAAUCUACCUGCUACACAUUUCCUAAUAAAUUUGGUGUCAGAUCAAGAUAACAACUUCUACCUGAUAAGUUUGAGUUUUCUCAUCUAUUGUUGGCUGGAUAAUCUAUAGAUAUUAUAUAAAGAAGUUACAUAUCAAUCAUUUCUGAGAGUUGAAGGGUUAACUUGAAGGAUAAUACCACAUAUGUGGUGAUUGUGUGCUACAACAUGCAUGUAUCAGGUGACUGGAUCCUUGCAGGCAAGGAUCAGAGAGAGAAGAAAGUUAGGAUCUUGCAGGCCUGUUUUUGGGUGUAUGUGUGGCAUAUGCUGUUUGUUAGUGUGGGCAGUUGAAGGUAUGCACAACAACCAACAGCUUACCGCAUAAGUAGAAAAUAGUUAUGAGGAUGUUUAAUAACCCAAUGGUCAAAAUCAGAAUAUCAGGGACCUUGUCUAAUUUGGCAGUGUGGCCAAAUGGUUAGGGUGCUGGGUUUGUAGUCUGAUAGUCCUUGGUUCAAGCCCCUCCAUCCUGUCAAUUACUGGAUAUUUUAUUGGUUGCCCUUGGUUGAACCUGAUUAAGAACCUAGGCAACCUAAUUUCACGGCAGUCGACAUUUGUAUGAGAACUUACAGAAGCUAACUUGAAAAAACCUGGGUUCUUACAUGUAUGUUUUUUUAAUUCUACAACAGUUGUGUUGAUUUUGUAGGUGCGUCAAGCAAAAAGGCAUCUUGAAUAAGUUAUGGUCAUUACUGCAAUGGGCAGUAUUCAGUUAUGCAGCUCUAGGAAUGUUUGCAAUAAGCCUGGUAAGGAAAGUUUUUGAGUAAAUAAGGGUUUGUGUUGAAAAAAUAUAUGAUCUAAACUGAGGGAGUAUCAAAAGCAGAGAUUUUGUUAUCUGUAUAUGUAUCUGGAAAUGUAUAGGGAAUAGUAUGGAGAAAGUGCAUACUGAUAUUAAGGUCAAUAGCUCAGGGAAGCCAAUGAUUUCAUUGUCAGCAUGAGGUGCUAUCCAUCAGUCCACAAGGAUCUUGUAGGCUUACUUCUCAAUUUUCUCACCCAGUCAAGAGGUAUCUAAGUUGUGGGCCUCUUAACAGAUUUUUGCCUCAUGGGUAGUUAUUGUGCCACAGUUAAAAAGGGGCUAAGAUACUAAUACAAGCUGCUUUUUUUUAUCUUCUUUUGAAGGUUCCUUACACAGAUAUCAGUCAUAGUGCUAAGUCAAAUUUGUGGCCUGUGAUCUCAAGAUGGCGUCAAAAGACAGAUUCCUUUGAACUUGUGAAUGCAUACGGAUUAUUUAGAAGGUAAGGAAUGAAGUUCACCUUCCAGCAAAACUACUCUUGCACUUUGCAUAGCAGGCUAAAGCGAUUUUCCUCCUCUUCUCUUGACACUUUAGUAUGACCGGUGUUGGUGGGCGCCCAGAGGUCAUUAUCGAGGGAAGUAAUCAUCCUGAGGGGCCCUGGUUGGUAAGAUGUCUAUUACUGUACGUUACGCGCAGGUUCUCAUAAACAGUGGGGCAUGAGGGGCUAAGCCUGCAAGAUUCAAGCCCACAGGGGCUUGUGAGAGGUCUGGCACGAAAAAUGAGUCACUCUCAUUUUCGUGCCAUAACCGCCGCAGACCUCCCGCAGGCUCGCGUCCCUUGUCGGUGUUUGAAUCUCGCUAGCUUUACUAUUCGUGCCACAGCAUUAAUAAUAAGAGCCUGCUCGCUGGCCACCAUUCCUGUUUAUCUCCUUGAUCAAUACUUCUUUCUACUAAAGUGGCAGCAAACCACUAAACCACUAAACCUUACCUGUAUUUAUUUGAUUGCUCCCUUCAUAGGAAUACCAUUUUCACUACAAACCUGGUAAUGUUUCAGAGUCUCCACCGUUAGUUGGUAAGUGAAUGGCUUUUUUUUCUUUUACUAUUCCUAUUACCGAGGUACAAAACCUAGAUUAGUCUUGAAUUUGUACACAGUUGUGCGAGCCAUAUAAACAAUCUAGAUUUUUUUUAGAGCAAUUCUCACUUGAGUGUCGAAAGUAAUCCGGAAUGUCGUUGGUUUCCUUUACUUCGCUCUGUGAUUAGCCCAAAAAAACUUGCGCCACUCUCUCAACCAAUCAGAUGCAAAACUAACACCAAUCGAGACUUGGUCGCACGCGUUUUCCCUUCCCGCGCUUUGGACAGCUAGCUUGGCUUUACUUUGAAUUCUCAUUGGUUCUUAAGGCAUUUUCCUUUCCUCUGAUUGGUUGCUGUGACAGCUUUGGUUUUUGUUAUACGGCACUCAAUCGAAAACCGCUCUAGCUUUUUUACUGUCACUCACUGCCACAUGCCUUCUGUAUUUCAGCGCCACACCAGCCACGUCUUGACUGGCAGAUCUGGUUUGCGGCGCUUGGAAGCUAUGAAUAUAAUCCGUGGUUUGUACACCUUGUCUACAGAUUGCUUCAGGGCCAACAAGAUGUUUUGGAUCUUUUGGCGAAAAACCCUUUCCCGCGCAAACCCCCCACUUACAUCAGGGCCCGGCAUUACAAAUACCACUACACAGAGCUACCAAAGAAUAUUUCUUCUGUGUCUGAUAUUCUUCAUAACAACAGGUCAGUAAAGUCACAAGAUUAGGAAGCACAGCCAUGUCGAUGAAUUAUGGAGCUUUCGCCCUCAACUGUCCUAUCUAAAUAGUGUACCUUUAACACAGAAUGUUGUGCUGAUAAGCAGCCUGAAAAUAUAAAAUCAAUAUUGUAGUAAGGCUCACAAAACGACUGAAAGGGAAGAGUUGAACUUUUGAAGACCAGACGGAGAAGUCCACUAGAGAUGCUUCAUCGUUUCAGAUGCCUUAUCUCCUAGAAUUUGGCAAUAGAUGUCAGAAACGCUUUAAUAUACGACCGGAAUAUUUUACCAUUCAGGGGCUCCUUUCCAGAAUUCCCAUCAUAGCCAGACGUAAGCAUGUGACUUAUAUGGGUUGGACGUUUUCUUCGCCAAUAUUGCCAACUUUAGCAGAGACUUUUCUUCGACGCCUCUUUACAAUCAUUGUUGAGUUAUUUACACCUCUUACUAACCGAGUUCGAGGUCCGUCCUCUAAGUUGCGGACGGAGUUUUUAGCGCUCGGAUUUUUGGCUGAAGCGCAAGGCGCGCAGGCCAUAAAGCCGAACUGAAAAAAUGAGGUUCCGGAACUUACAGUACGGACUGAGAAAACGAGGUUAGUUAGAUAUUUAUUAUGUCUUUAGGUUCUAAUAGAGGGUAAAGUUUCAAUGGAAAAAAACUUUAGAAUUUUUACUACCUCUACACUUCAGUGACACAUCAUAGCGCAUGUACUAACUGAGAGUUAUGCUGUUGUGGAUUAGGUAACAAAUUGCGGUUUUCUCUUCAACAUAUAACCGGUUGUUAUUUCCCUAAAUAAUGUCUAUCCUGUUGUGUUUUUCUUUCAGACUGGUAAAGCACUGGUGGUGGAGAGACAGUCCUAGGGAAUAUCUACCAAUUCUGACUGUUAAUGAACCAACACUAAUCAACUGGCUUAAUCAAUAUGGCUAUGCUAAGGUUUGUAAUCAUGAGUGCCGUGUAGUUUUAUCCUAAUGUAUUGAACUCGUUUUGAUCUUAUGUGUGAUGGUUUUGAGUGACUUUCAUAUGACUGAGUGACUGAUUGAUCGACAAGACGGUCUGACAGACUAACUGACUGACUGAUUGAUCAACGUACCAACUGAAUGAAUAGCUUACUAACUAACUGAUAGACUGGCUGACCGACUGUCACACCCAUUAAACUACGGACUGACUAGCUCACCAACUAAUUGUCUGAAAGACUUACGGAAUAAAUGACUGACUAAAUUAUUGCUGGACUCGCCAACUUUUACUGGCUGACGGCAAAGUGGCUGACUGACUGGCUAGGCCACAAAAUGUGUGACCGGCCCAACUGGCUGACAAACUGUAUGACCGACUUACACUGACUGAUUGAUUGACUGACUGGUUGACUGGCUAACCAACUGGCUGGCUGACUUACUGCCUGACCAAUAGGCUGGCGGUCAUAUUUACUGACUGACUUGUGCCGCCUGAUUGAUUGACUGAUUGACUGACAAACUGACUGACCAAACAAAUGACUAAUUAAAUGACAUUUGCGUCGGAGCGUCAAACGUUUAUUUGUUUAUCGCGUUCGACAAGAGAAAACGCAUCCUAAUCAUGUCGUUUUUCCCGAAAUUAGUCUCGAUGGCGGCUAUUGAUUUUCUCUUAUUUAUUAGUAAUAGUUGACAAAUGUAAUUAUCCUUGUUGCAGAAUGAUCCAUGGCCUGAACGACCGUCAGGUCGGCUCUACAGAGCCAUCAAGUAUCUGCGCUCCAUCGUACGAAAAUUGGACGCGCUUCGGUUCAUGUUAGGGCUGUUUUCCUGUGGAGUGAUUAUGGCAUUUUUUAAUCGCUAUCGGUCUUCAAAGCAACGAUGAUGAAUAUACAUAAAAUAUCAUGACAAAUGGUUGUAUUACUUAGAAAAGUUUAGAGAUAAGUUUAAUGACUAUCUAGCGAGGACAUUCCCGCCUUUACAAAAUCUCAAGUCCUUCGUGAUGAAUCAACAGAAAUAAGUUCAGAUAAAGCACAAUAUAUUAUUGUCUUAUAGCGUUCGUAUGUUUCUUUACAUAUGAACAUGUAUGAGAAAUUCCUGUAAGAAAUGAUAUGAAGAUAUAGAGGAUAUUACAUGGCCGCUUGGGGAUACCAAUUUUUUCUUCGAGUGCUGAAAGUAUCUCUCACGAGAGAGC
Molecule: messenger RNA, 11720 nt
Organism: Pocillopora meandrina
Lineage: Eukaryota; Metazoa; Cnidaria; Anthozoa; Scleractinia; Pocilloporidae
Source: the annotation of a GenBank genome assembly